Molecule: messenger RNA, 3203 nt
Organism: Pelmatolapia mariae (spotted tilapia)
Lineage: Eukaryota; Metazoa; Chordata; Actinopteri; Cichliformes; Cichlidae
Product: zinc finger protein 234-like
Exons: 4
Coding region: 338-1684 (448 amino acids)
Biological process (GO): regulation of transcription by RNA polymerase II
Cellular component (GO): nucleus
Molecular function (GO): DNA-binding transcription factor activity, RNA polymerase II-specific
Source: RefSeq, a predicted model, not a curated record
GAAAGUGUGUGUGCAGGAGAGGAGUCGAGCAGAGAGAGCUGCUUUUUCAUGAAACGGGAGUAAAGUAGUGAACUUACAGGAACAUAUACCACUACCAACGUUUGGAUCGAUAUCUGCAUCGAUCUACACACCCUUGUCUCCUGGAUCGUAGCCGAGAUCAGCGUGAACCACGUGGGUCUCUGCUCCCUGAUCUGUUUCUUAAGACUUUCAGCUUCAUCACGGAGUUUCUCUCGGUUUGUGGGCUCAUCUAAAGCUGAGCAACAGGAGUCUGGUGGUGCAACAGAGGAACAAUUUCAUCCAUUUGGACUCAGCUCAGCCACUACAGAGGAAACAAUCAAUGAGUUCAACACAAAAGGACCAACAUGGAGCAAGAAGUCAGCGCUCUCAGGAGGCCGACAAACCUCACAGAAGAAAGGGAGAGAAAACCUACAGCUGUGAUGAGUGUGGGAAGAAUUUUACCCGGACUGGACAUUUAAAAACACACCAACUCGUCCACAGUGGAGUUAAAGCUUACAGCUGUGAUGAGUGUGGGAAGGAUUUUACCCUGGCUGGAAGCCUAAAAAGACACAAACUCCUCCACAGUGGAUUUAAACCUUACAGCUGUGAGUUGUGUGGAAAGUCUUUUACCGAGGCUGGACACUUGAAAAAACACCAACUCAUCCACAGUGGAGUUAAACCUUACAGCUGUGACUUGUGUGGAAAGUCUUUUACCGAGGCUGGACACUUGAAAAAACACCAACUCAUCCACAGUGGAGUUAAACCUUACAGCUGUGACUUAUGUAGAAAGUCUUUUACCCAGUCUGGACACUUGAAAAAACACCAACUCAUCCACAGUGGAGUUAAACCUUACAGCUGUAAAUUGUGUGGAAAGUCUUUUACCCAGGCUGGAGGCUUAAAAACACACCAACUCAUCCACAGUGGAGUUAAACCUUACAGCUGUGACUUGUGUGGAAAGUCUUUUACCGAGGCUGGACACUUGAAAAAACACCAACUCAUCCACAGUGGAGUUAAACCUUAUAGCUGUGACUUAUGUGGAAAGUCUUUUACCCAGGUUGGACACUUGAAAAAACACCAACUCAUCCACAGUGGAGUUAAAGCACACACCUGUGACUUGUGUGGAAAGUCUUUUACCGCGGCUGGAGGCUUAAAAACACACCAAUUCAUCCACAGUGGAGUUAAACCUUACAGCUGUGAGUUGUGUGGAAAGUCUUUUACCCGGGCUGGAAACUUAAAAAGACACCAACUCAUCCACAGUGGAUUUAAACCUUACAGCUGUGAGUUGUGUGGAAAGUCUUUUACCCAGGCUCAAACCUUAAAAAAACACCAACUAAUCCACAGUGGAGUUAAAUCUUACAGCUGUGAGUUGUGUGGUAAGACCUUGGCUCAAAAUAGCAGCUUACAGAAGCAUCUAGUUACCCACUCUGGAAUUAAGGCGUACAGCUGCGACUUUUGUGGAAAAAGUUUCAGCGACAAACAAUACCGAAAUAUUCACCUGCGGAUUCACACUGGAAAUGAUGUUUACUGCUGUGAUCAGUGUGGGAAACCAUUUACAACAGAUGCACAAUUACAACAACACAUUUUUAGCCACACUGAGGAGAGACCUUAUAAAUGUGACCUGUGUGAGAAGACUUUUAAAGCUCCAAAUCAGCUGAAAAAACACCAACAGAUCCACACCAGAAAGUAACUCUAGAAGUGCAGUUACUGUGAGAAGCAGAGUGACGAAACAUGGAUCCAUUUCUCAACCCUGUCGUCACUGUGGUGGUGGGAAAGAGUUUCUCUUUGACCUUUGUGGAAAAACCUUCAAUCAUGAACAGGACCUAAAACCACAUCAACGUAGACACACUGGAGGCAAAAUGAACGACUGCAAAGAAUGUGGGAGAGGCUUCCACACACCAAGUACAUUAAAAAUACAGGAACUCUUCCACAGUGGGGUCAAAAAGCACAUCUGUGACUAGUGUGGGUCAUCCUUCACCUCUGCACGUGAGCUUAAAGAAAAAGCAUAAGAGAAUCCACACAGAAGAGACACCAUACAAGUGCAGACACUGUGACAAAAACUUCUCACAAUCAGGUUAUCGUAACAAACAUGAACGUACACACAUGGAAGUGAACGUCAGCUGUGACCAGUGUGACAAGCGCUUCGGGAAUCUCAGUUCAUACUCCGAACACAAACGAUCCCACGCUGUAAAUAAACUGUUUCACUGUUACCAAUGUGCAAAAACAUUCACUUCAUUAUCUGCUCUGUGCAAACAUCAGCCUGAUCAUGCAGGACUGAAAUCACUGGAUCACAAUGAAUCUGAAGAGAGAGAAAGAUCCUCUUCUGGUUUCAGGUCAGACUUAAAAACCUCGAGAUCAGGCUCCACAAACUUCAGAUGGAAUCUCCUGUAAAGAGUGUCAGCUGAUGUCACACUUGGAUCUGAUGAGGUAGCUCUGAUUUCUGGACCUGCAGUGAAUAAUCCUGAAUGUUACAUUUAGGAAGCUGCAUGUAUAGAUAUGUAUAUCAAGUUUAUGUUUUUUCCUUUUAGGGAUUUGAAUUCUCUAAAAUGUUAUCCCUGUUACAUUUUAACUUUUGUUCCCUUAGGACACAGUAGUAUUUAGUAGUUGUACUUGUUAUUGUAUUAUUAAAGUUAUAGGAAUGUCUUUUUUACUUUUUUACUCAAGCUAAACUGGUUUUGGGCUGUACUUCCAUGUAAUACCAGUUUGUACCAGAAGAUGAAGCAGUGAGUCAGUGUAACCUUUAUUCAGUUAGGCAAAGACCACAAUCUUAUUCACAUUCGCAGCAAAGAAAUGUUGAAAGUUACAAACAGCAGCACACAUCAGGACCAUUUUAAAGAUCACAGGCGACUACUUUUACUUAAUUCAAAUUCUGUUAAACCUCAAUUUUUUGCUCCUCCUUUCACUUUAGUGUAUUUAGUCCUUGAAGUCCACAUGUUGUUUUUUAAUGAAUUUUGAUCCACAUGUUUGCAGCUGUUUUCUUGUUAAUUUAAAGUUUGUAUUAUGAAAUCAUGAUAAUGUUAAAGUGUUAGUUAUAUUUGUGUUAUUUGUGUAGAGUUUUUCCUAUUAAACAGUUUGGUGUGAAAAAUAAAGAAAUGGUCUGAGAACAAGUCGUUUGAGCCAUGAUUUCAGGUUCAAACUAAUUUAACUGUUUUCAGUGGUACAUGUGGAGGUUUAUCACAGGAGGAGUCUUGGCUGUUCUCCACUCACAC